Messenger RNA from Hypanus sabinus (Atlantic stingray), 3003 nucleotides. Its product is annotated as vesicle transport protein GOT1B-like. Gene Ontology annotation, biological process: retrograde transport, endosome to Golgi; endoplasmic reticulum to Golgi vesicle-mediated transport. Lineage: Eukaryota; Metazoa; Chordata; Chondrichthyes; Myliobatiformes; Dasyatidae. Gene Ontology annotation, cellular component: membrane; endoplasmic reticulum. The record is from RefSeq and is a predicted model, not a curated record. The transcript is spliced from 5 exons. The coding region runs from base 581 to 1054 and encodes 157 amino acids.
UCAUCCAUUUCAAGAAUCUCUUAAGUGUCCCCAAUGAAUCUACCUUUACCACCACCCCAGUCAGUGCAUUCCAUGCAUAUAACUAUCCCAGCCCAUACUAUCCUCUAAACACUUCAAAAUUAAGCACCCUCAUAUUAGCUAUUUCCACAAUGAAGAAAAAAAGUCCAGAUGUCCAUCCUCCUGUGGUUGAUGGAGCCCUCACCUGCAUUUCUGUCAUAUCCCUCACUUCUGCUCUCAUCCUCUUUCUCAAAACAGAACUGAGAUGGUUCCCUUGGUCCUCACUGAUAUAAUUCAAUGCACAGAUAGGGAUUGAAAAGGAAAUUGAAAGAAAACGUACUUUGUGCCCCAGCUUGAUGCCAGAAUUAAGAUUACGAAUUCUGACGACAAAGGCUAAUUGUUUCUACGUUGAGAUAAUGGAGUGAACUUUGCCACGCUCCCUUGGGUUGUGAUUACGCAGUAGCUAUUCCCACAAUAAAUUGGACUGGUGGCUGGAGCAAGGGUCACCUUCUGCAACGACUCACCAGGAGGCAGAAAAAUUCUGAAUGAAUAUUACUUUUUCAAGAAAGUACGUUGAAAGAGAAUGAUUUCUUUAACAGACACACAAAGGAUCGGAGUGGGAUUGAUGGGAUUCGGUGUGUUCUUCCUCCUGUUUGGGAUCCUCUUGUAUUUUGACAGAGUGCUUCUUGGAUUCGGAAAUAUUCUCUUCAUUUCCGGCCUUCCCUUCAUCAGCGGGCUGCAGAACACCUUUCGGUUCUUCUACCAGAGGCAGAAGCUGAAAGGAUCAAUUUUCUUUCUGGGUGGGAUCCUGCUGGUCCUGUUCAGGUGGCCUGGAAUCGGCAUGCUUUGUGAAAGCUAUGGAUUUUACCUACUUUUCAGGAGUACACUGCCACUUGUGUCAGAAUUCUUCACCAGCAUUCCAGUUCUUGGAUUAAUCUUUGCAGUACCUGGAUUCAGCACAGCCAAGUUGCUAGCUCGACGCUCAACCCAGCACAGAUGGAAAGCGUGCAAGGAGCCGGCGGGAUUCGAACCCAGGACCACUCGCCUCGAAGCCUGAUGUGGAUGCCACUAUACCCCCAGCUGCAUAUGCUUUGAUGAACUGUAAAUGUGAUAAGUAAAUCUGACUCUGAAAUGUGAAUGAAUCCAAUAGUGCCAAAUGGACUCAGAAGUCUUUCUCCGUUAUAUAUUUGAAUACAGGAGGGAAAAGUAAACUUUCUCCAAGCUGGGGCUCAGGGAAAGAGGAGAGUGGAAGGAGAAGAAGAUUAUCAGUGUUGUUUUCACAUCUUUGUUUCCUUUUUCUAGAUAAUGAAGAGAUUAAGUGAGAGAGGCUCUGAGGUAUAAAGACAACACAAGGAAACAUUCUCGAAUAAGGAGUUAAAGAGAACUUCACCUGGUUAUAAAAACAGCUUCACUGCACAGUGUCUGGACCUGGACUGCCCUUAUCUAGAAAAUGAACUUUGGUUCCAUAUAAGUUUCACGAAAAGCUGUAAAUUUCAACAUGGUUGCACUCUCAUUUCCAUUUGUGCAAAUCUCCUUGCUCGCUAAACUUUCUCAGUUUCUUGUUUAGCAACCAGAAUUUUAAAAUUAGCAUCCUUGUGUUCAAUCUUGCCCUGGCCUACAACUCUUCCAAUCAGCAAUCGUCUUCCUGCUCUGGAAACCUCUGAGAUUCCUGGGUGCCUCCAGUUCUGGCACAACCUCAGAUUAGAAGGAAUUCCCUUUAGAACAGACAGAAGGAAGAAUUUCUUUAGCUGGAGGGUGGGGUAUGUGUAGAAUAUAAUGCCACACACAGGUGUGGAGGCCAAGUCAUUAAGUAUGGAGAUUGAUAGGUUCUUGAGGGUGUCAGAGGUUAUAGGGAGAAGGCAGAAGAAUGGGGGUUGAGAGGGAAAAUAAAUAAACCACAAUCAAAUAGCAGAGUAGACUCAAUAAACCAAAUGGCCUAACUCUGCUCCUGUCUCAUGAUCUCAUCACUCCACCUACUGAGUCUUCAGUAUUGCAUCCUAACCUCCAAAAUUCCCUCCACAAAUCACUCCACCUGUUUGUCUUUUCCACUGCAGUAAAAUAGUCCUUAAAAUCAACCUUUAUUACUCACCAUUUGCUUAUCUCUCCAGAUACUGCCUUAUAUUCAUCGUCUUCUUUCAAUAUCCCUACAAUGAUGCAGCUCAGUCUUUUUUCAAUGUUGAUGAAGUAAAGUCAAAGCAAGCUGCCAUUGUUGUUGCUGAAAAAGUCACUGUAGGUCAGUGGACAAGAUGGGACUGUGAGGAAAAAGAAGUACUGCUUUUAGAUGUUGUCCAAAGGGAAUAGAAUUGAAUACAAUGGGUGAUUAAAUCAAACACAAUGGGAAGAACACAAUGCCAUAAAUGAGAAUGCAGGUUUCCACAGCAGCUCCUAUUUGAAGUGUCACUGGGGAACGGAAUGGGUUUUGUAGGCAUACAGUAAUUAAUGAAUCAGAGUUGCUCUGUUGCUUGUUGUGCUGUGUGUUGUUCUGCCGGGAAUUGUGGGCAUACUGUGUUGGAGCUGGAAUAUGUAGCGACACCUGUAAGCGAUACCCAGCAUACCCCUGGGGUGGCUGAAAGCACAAACGGCACAUUUCACCCUAUGUUGUAUGCUAAUCCAGGUUUGGGUGAUUUAACCGCCAAGCGAGAGUGAAAAGGUCAGGGUGUCAUGGCCAGAGACAAGUGUUGGGCUGGCUCCGCUCACUGCACUACAAGGUUUACUCGUCUCUGCACUGAACUGAGACUGUGGCCUGCAACUGGAUUGGCUGCAGCAAUGCCUGGCUUUGCAGCUGUGGACUCACUUUCAUGAACUUUGAUUGUUCGCUUGGUUUAAUUGCACACAACUACGAUUUGUUUUUUCAUUUCUGCACGUCGGAUGUUUGACAGUCCUAUUUUAAAAAGUUCUGCUGGGCUUCUUUGUUUUGUGGCUUCCUGUAAGGAGAUGAGUCUCAAGGUUAUGUGUUAAAUAUAUAUAUAUAUAUAUAUAUAAUAAAUGUUCUGUGAUUUGAAGAGA